Cucurbita maxima (winter squash) is the source of this 3098-nucleotide messenger RNA. RefSeq names its product ribosome-binding ATPase YchF-like. Bases 40 to 501 code for a protein of 153 amino acids. Gene Ontology annotation, molecular function: GTP binding; ATP hydrolysis activity. The transcript has 4 exons. The record is from RefSeq and is a predicted model, not a curated record. Lineage: Eukaryota; Viridiplantae; Streptophyta; Magnoliopsida; Cucurbitales; Cucurbitaceae. Gene Ontology annotation, cellular component: cytoplasm.
UCUGUUUUGGCUUGGUUUGGAGCUCAGGUGGCCACAGCCAUGGCGCGCUCACAUUAUUCCGUCUCUGCUUUUCCUUCGAAAUCCCUGCUUCAGUUAUCUCGCACUCUAGGAGCUUCUCAUUUAAGCCAUGUUACAGUGGUUGGCCGUCGUUUCUCUGAUACAUCCAAGAUCAGUACGAGCCUCAGAGCCGGCAUCGUUGGCCUCAUCAAUGUUGGAAAAUCAACUCUCUUCAAUGCCGUCGUCGAAAAUGGCAAGGCUCAAGCAGCUAAAGUUCCUUUCUGUACAAUAGAGCCCAACGUAGGAGUAGUUGCAGUUCCAGAUCCUCGCCUGCAUCAACUUUCUGAUCUCAGCAAGUCUAUACGAGCGGUCCCAGCUUCCAUAGAGUUUGUAGAUACUUCUGGGUUAGUGAAUGGUGGCAGUCAAGGAGAAGGAUUGGGAAAUAACUUUUUAUCCCAUGUUCAUGAGGUGGAGGUCCAUACUUCAGGCUGUGCGCUGUUUUGAGGAUAACGACAUUGUUCACGUGAAUGGGAAAAUUGAUCCAAAAACUGGUAUUGAUUUGAUUAACUUAGAGCUUUAUUUUUCAGAUCUGGACCAGGUAACAUCACUGAAACCUUUUCUAUAUUCAUACGCAUGUUUUGCACCUUUUAGUAUGCAGGGUUACAAUCCUUUGUUAUUAUCUUGCUACUUUUUAUUUAAUUGUACAUUUUCCUUUUUUACUAAGUUAACUCUUAGGUAGCAAUAAAUCUAAAUAAAUUCCUUGAUGAUAAAUAACGAUAAAUCUAAAUAAAUUCUUAUCUAAAGCGAGCACGGGCUUUGCUUGCCUCUCUCGUAUUCACCCUCUUGGAGUACUUCCAUGGGCGGUACUUGCCUCUCUCGUACUCACUCCACUUGAAGCACUUUUAUUGGUGUUGUUUGCCUCUCUAGUGCUCACUUCUCAAGGAAAACUGAUUAAUGUUUGGGAAGAACUCCAUCGCUUGCAAUGGUGACUUCUUGAAGAAAUUUUUCAAACUUCUAAUCGUUCCUCACAGCUAGAAGAACAUGCAUAGGGUUUAUCCUAUUUUUCUAGCCAAUUCCAAAAUCCUAGUGCCAAGGUAUUUGAGGAUGACAGCUAGCUAGAUCGAAGCAUAUACGACAAUCCGCUUUUCAUAGUGACCUUUCUUAAGGUACUGUAUGAUUCUUCCAUUCGGGCAUUAGAGUCUAGCCUUACAAAUUUGGAGAUUUUAGUUUAGUCGCCUCCUUUAUUGAAUACUUCAAAUAUGAAUCUCAAAAUUUGAUGUUUUGUGAUGAUGAUGGGAGGAAUGACUUGAGAUUUUUUUUGACAUGACGAUGGAAUAAACAAGAGGAUAGGUAUCUUGGUCAUGAUCGGUUGCUAGGAAGGCUCCAACUUAAUUUAGUCAAAGUAGGAAGGCUAUGCUAAUUAAUUACACCUCUGAAAAUAGAUUAAUUAAGGAAAUGAAUCCUAUUUCCUAGUUUAAGUAUGGUAUGUUAGAUUCUGGGCCUUUCUUGCUUGUUUGGUCUUUCUUAAAAAUUUUGGAUUCUCAAGAAUUGAUGGAGAGAGUGAGGCUACAAUAAUGAUUCUUUAAGUAGAGAAGAUGUCAAUGGUUUCAAACUCACUGGGCUCUUGCUUCUAUUACGCAAUGGGCCAAAUUAUUGCUGUUGUUGAAUGGGUUUUAUCUGAUGUUGCAAAUGUUAUGACGUUGCAAUGGAAGUCGCAAGUGGGCCUGGCGCAAGAGUCCACCCAAUGGACUUUUGAUGCUGCAGAGGAACUUAUACUCUGACGCAAAUAGAAAUCGACUUAUCUAUCAUAUUGCUCUCAAAGUAUGAUUAAAUUUGUUGGUAAAAGUCUGAUUUAAAAUUAAAAACGUUUCAGUUAAAAAAGGAUGUAGCCCACUGGAUCUGGCUGUGUUGACUUUGUUUUUCCAACAAUUCUCAUAUCACAGAGGAAUAGGAUUAAAGCUCCUGAAAUGCAAUGUUACAAACAGAAUGAUUGAUAAUUCUUUCUCCUGCCUAUGAAUGUCCAAAUUUUUAAAGAUGGAUAAAGUUACGUGAAGUAAAGAUUUAUGGAUGAAAUAUAUGUUUCUCUUGAUGUUUAUGAGAAUCUGACACCAAAGAGAAAAAAGCGUCAUUAGCUAUUCUCUUCUUUUGUUCUUUGUUUCAACGAAGUUCUUGAUGUUUCUUACAGAAAAUAAAUAAUAAACCUUGUCCAUAGAUUAUACUUAGGUGUCUCUGUAUAUCAUGACAUUAAAAAAUAAAUAAUACACUUUUUUGUCUCUGUUCUUAUACUUAGGUGGUUUGGAGAACAUAUUCUCUUGGUUAAAAGAAUGUCAUUCAGAGAUUAGGGGAUCAACCUGCCUAGUUCUUUUGUCUUUUAGAACUAAACUUGGCCUACCAAGGCCAGUGCAACAAGAAAAGUGCCUAAUAGAAGAAUUUCUAUUCGUCAAUAAGACCUUAAAAAGUUUAGCGAAGAAACGGACUGGUGUAGUGCUGUAUGAUUGACAUCCAGAAUUACUCAAAUCCUUAAUUUGAAAUUUGAAGAUAACUUCAUUCAUCCUGACAGACAUUUUACUGUGAACUGUUUACUGGACUGAUGACAUAUUAUAUCUGUCUUGAAGUUUCUUUGGACUCUUGUUAACUUGAUCAUUCCAGCUAGAGUAAUGCUAAAUUACCUACCAGAUUGUAAAGCGGAUUCAAGAUCUAAAUCAAGAGGUGAAUAUUUAGCUGGACAGAAACAGGUAUGUGCAUAUUCUCAUAGCAUUAUCUUUCGAAAGAAUAAUUUUGAAUUUUUUUCUUCUAUAUCUUGUUUUAUUGUUGAUGUCAAUUUCCAAAAGUUUUAUUAUUACUUUUAACUGUUUUAAAACUUUCUCAUUUAACUCCCUUAAACUUUUUUAAAAGUUUUUACUCCCUACGUUAAAAAUCUCAUGAAUGUUAAAAAAUAGCAUUAAUACCCUUAAUUUUUCUAAAAUAAGAUUUUAUCGUGAGUAUAUAAAUAAAAAUCAUUUAUCUCUAUGAUUUAUAGGUAAAGAUAAAUGGUUUUCAUCCAUACACCGAGAACAACAUUUGUAAACAUUUUUUAAAAGGUUAAAGAUAUUAAUGCUAUU